AUGCCGCCCAACCUUUCCCACACCCUCCCCGAGGUCCUCUCCCUCCUCCUCCCCUCCUCCUCCUCCUCGUCCCCCUCUCCCGCCGGCAACUGCCUCCCGAUCUGGUCAACACUCCCAGCAGACGUCCUUACGCCCGUCAUUGCGUACUUGCGGUUGACAGAUGGAGCCAAGGAUGGGGAGAGUUUCUUGCUUGAGGGUGCGGUCAAGGGAGAGACGGCGGGAAGGUGGAGUUAUGUCGGUGCUGGCCCGAAGGAGGUGUACCGGUCAGGACCUGGGCAGGACCUGGGCGCCGUCGACCCGCUGAAACCGCUCGAGAAGAACCUGAGCAAGUACAAGUUCAUCAAGUUGCAUGGCGCACCCCCCUUCACCGGCGGCGCCAUCGGCUACGUCGGCUACGACUGCAUCCACUACUUUGAGCCGAAGACCGCACGGUCCGACCUCUCCGACCCGAUGGGCAUCCCCGAGUCCGUCUGGCUCCUGCACGACACGAUCGUCGCGUUCGACCACCUCUUCCAACGCGUCUACGUCGUCUCGCAUGUCUACCUCCCCGACUCGUCCGCUUCCGAAGCGACCGUCCAGGCUUCAUACAACGAGGCAGUCAAGAACAUCGAUGCGGUCCUCUCGAAACUCCUCUCGACCGCUCCUCUUCCCCUGCCCGAACAACCACCCAUCACGCCCGCCCCUAUUCCUGCGAACGAGAAGCCUGACGAACGGUAUGCGCGGUUGGACAAGAUGUCGAAUGUUGGCAAGGAAGGGUACGAGCGGUUCGUGACCAGCUUGAAGGGGAGUAUCGUGCAGGGAGAGAUUAUCCAGGCCGUCCCGAGUCAGCGGCUGAGGAGGGAAACGAAGUUGCAUCCGUUCAACGUCUACCGACACCUCCGCCAACUGAACCCCUCGCCAUACAUGUUCUACAUCAACUGCGGGAACGGGACGCAGCUGGUUGGCGCCUCGCCCGAGUGCUUGUGCAAGGUCGAGGAGGGAGGGAAGGUGACGAACCACGCGAUUGCGGGAACGGUGCGGAGGGGAAAGACGCCUGCCGAGGACGCCGCCCUCGCUGCCGAGUUGUCAGCCUCGAUGAAAGACCGCGCCGAGCAUGUCAUGCUCGUCGACCUCGCGCGCAACGACGUCAACCGCGUCUGCAAGCCCGAGACGGUCGUCGUUGACUCGCUCAUGCAGGUCGAAAAGUUCUCGCAUGUCAUGCACCUGACGAGUCAGGUUAGCGGGUUGCUGAGGGACGGGCAGACGAGGUUCGACGCCUUCCGGUCCAUCUUCCCUGCCGGCACCGUCUCCGGCGCGCCCAAGAUCCGCGCCAUCGAGCUCAUCUCUGCGCUCGAGCUCGAGCGACGCGGCGUCUAUGCGGGUGCGGUCGGACACUUUGACUUUUCGUCCGAGUCGAUGGACACGUGCAUCGCGAUCCGUACGAUGGUCUUCAAGGACGGUGUCGCGUUCCUUCAGGCUGGAGGGGGGAUCGUGUUUGACAGUGUCGAGGAGGACGAGUAUGUCGAGACUGUCAACAAGCUGGGCGCGAACGUCAGGUGCCUCGAGGAGGCCGAGGCCUACUACGCCGCUCUCCAGGCUGAACAAUGA
Molecule: messenger RNA, 1587 nt
Organism: Rhodotorula toruloides NP11
Lineage: Eukaryota; Fungi; Basidiomycota; Microbotryomycetes; Sporidiobolales; Sporidiobolaceae
Product: anthranilate synthase component I
Exons: 8
Coding region: 1-1587 (528 amino acids)
Biological process (GO): L-tryptophan biosynthetic process
Source: RefSeq, a predicted model, not a curated record